AUGUCACCAUGUCCUAUGACGAGAAUAACUUUACAGCAAGCACCUCCUCGCAACGAUCAUGUCACCGGCGAGUUUAUCCUAACAGAUCCUGGUUUUGAAGGCUUCAUUGAAAUCAAGACACAAAUCAGUGAACAAACUCAAGGCAUGAACUCUCUACCAUUGCCUGAAAGAAGCCAAAGUGGGGCCACGAAGUACCUUUCUCUGGUGAAAUCAUAUCCCAAGCAGUACACUUCUGUUGAUGUGAAUCGUUUCGUUACGGCGGUCUCAACUGCGGAGUUGCUUGAAUUUCUUUAUUCGCUGAUUGAUACCUCUGUCGAGAUCCCUGGCUCUAUCUGGGAUAAGGGCAGCGAGGCCGUCUUGUUGCAAAGCCUGGUCGAUGGGAACUGGGCCGGAGAGUUUGUUGUAAAUCAGGUAAGCGUUAUCAUUUUCGUGAAUUGCUCAGCUACGAUGGGUGUGAACCCUGAUGCGGAAUUUCUCUUUGCAUUCUGUAAUGGUGUGCUUUCGCGGCUCCCCAGUCAAUUUUCACAUCUAGUCAGUCAAAUGGUCCCGCUCUGGAUCUACGCUAUUCUCGCGCAUUCAACGAAAAGAGAGUAUGGCCGAAAAGGUUUACGUCGUUGA
Ostertagia ostertagi is the source of this 618-nucleotide messenger RNA. The record is from the annotation of a GenBank genome assembly. NCBI's taxonomy places the organism in Eukaryota, Metazoa, Nematoda, Chromadorea, Rhabditida, Trichostrongylidae.